This is a messenger RNA of Suillus fuscotomentosus, 756 nucleotides long. RefSeq lists its product as uncharacterized. The transcript has a single exon. The record is from RefSeq and is a predicted model, not a curated record. Lineage: Eukaryota; Fungi; Basidiomycota; Agaricomycetes; Boletales; Suillaceae. The annotation marks the transcript as partial.
AUGAGCGCACAUAUAAAUUCCAUAGCGUCACCACAAUCGCUCCUUUCCAACUCGUCUGAUCCUGUUCAAUCAUCCAUACGUCGCAAUUCUGCCAUGGGCUGGAACAAGUCUUCUUCACCGAUUGCUAGCACGGGCACCACACCUCUUCGAAUUUCAAAGCGUGAUAGCUCUAAACCAGCCUUUCCCCUUGUCGCUCGUCGAUCCUCAUCCAGUUACAGACAUCUCAGAAACAACAAUCUUGUUUCCAAAUCUCCUUUCAAGUCUUCAAUUCCAACGCCAUCCAGACCUUCUACUUCUCCAAUUAGCAAUAUCUCUCUCCCUAAACUCCCGCAGCGUAGGGUCAGUGGCGAGAAGCGUCCCCGCCCCGACUCCAUGCAUGACCAAGCUGAAAACGAGCGUCCAUUUGCCCUCAAGCGGGAGCGCCGCCAGUCGAAAGUCUACCAGGGACUCGCGGAGAAGGAGCCUGUCACAAAGAGCCCAUUCAAACGUCCUACUGGCGCCCGGGAAGAAACUCCACCCCCAGUACCUUCCAAGUCCAUCCCUAUCCCACCAAUUCCAGAGCCUUCUGAUAUUAGGAGUGCAAAUCCACCAAAGGCAGCUACCCCCACCCGCCCAUCGCUCGUUACCAAACGCCUCCAUGGUCCUCGAACUGCUGACCAGCCCUCCCUUGAACGUAGGCGCCGGAGACGAAAAACCGUAACAUGGGAUGAGCGUUGUGAUGUCCUUGAGUUUGACCGCGAGGAAGGGGAAAAUGAU